Molecule: messenger RNA, 531 nt
Organism: Ogataea angusta
Lineage: Eukaryota; Fungi; Ascomycota; Pichiomycetes; Pichiales; Pichiaceae
Exons: 1
Coding region: 1-531 (176 amino acids)
Cellular component (GO): signal peptidase complex; membrane
Molecular function (GO): serine-type endopeptidase activity
Source: RefSeq, a predicted model, not a curated record
AUGAAUUUACGUCAACAGCUGGGUUCUGGCCUCAGCAUGGCCAUGGUCCUGGCCAGCGCCUUUGCGUUUUGGAAGCUAUUUUCCAUUGUGACCAUGUCGAACUCUCCAAUUGUGGUUGUUCUUUCUGGGUCGAUGGAGCCAGCUUUCCAGCGAGGAGACGUGCUGUUCCUUUGGAAUAGAGAAGAGUAUGUUGGAGUAGGAGACGUUGUGGUUUACAAAUUGCAAGAGAAAGAUAUCCCAAUUGUGCAUAGAGUUGUUAGAGAACACAGGGUGGUGGAGAAAGACAAAAAGACCAAGAAAAAGGUGCAAAAGCAGCUGCUUCUGACAAAAGGAGAUAACAACGAGCGAGAUGAUCUACCACUAUACGCCUAUGGACAGCAGUAUCUUGAAAGAAAAAGAGACAUUCUCGGGAGGGUGUUUGGAUACGUACCUUUGGUUGGAUAUGUUACCAUCCUCAUUACAGAAAACGUCUACUUCAAGUAUGCCCUGAUGGCUUUACUCGGUCUGUCUGCUUUAGUGCAGGAUGAAUAA